GUGAAUUUCAAAUCCUAGCCUUAACAGUCUCCAACGUAAACCAACAAGAGCAUCGAAUAAUUCACAUUUUGACCAUCAAAUCAAUACUUAUACAGGUGUUGAUACAGGCAGUAGGUAGCACAAAAUGUCAGAAUCGAUUGUAAUUAUUUGAGGCUUAUGGUUUCUUAUGGCGGCAACGGAUUCCAGGGAAUCCAGUGUUUCGGUAACUUGCCCAACAUGUGAUCAUUCUGUCCCCCAAAAUAGAGGGAGUAAGAGAAUUAUUUGUCCAAAAUGUGGAAAUUUUUAUGAUCGUGACUCAGCAGUAGACGAACUUAGACAGAUCAGAAGGGUGAACCGGGAGAAACAGUCUCCAAAUGGAAUUAAGGACAGGGAUGAGGAUAAGGAUAAAUCAGGAGGGACUCUAAGUUCCAUUGCCAACUUUUUCCAGAACUUGGGACCUAGCCGUAAAACAAAGACUCCUGGGUCACAGCCUCGCUCAGACUCGGAGGCAUCAAGCCACCUGUCAGAAUCCAGCACAAAGGGCUCAAGCACAGAGUUACCCCCAAUUAACCAAUCACAGACACCCACUGGAAAAAGAACUCCCUCAUAUAAUGUUAAUGGCCCACUUAGUCCCAGGGCAGCAGAAAAAGAAAAGAGUAUCCCAAAGGGGGACAAUCAGCGAGUCAACACGUGGGCCCAACAGGCAGACUCCAACAUAAGUCAGAUUACAGCAAGUGCCAAUAACAACAAGCUGGUGUACCCAGUCAGGACCAAGACCGUGGAGCAACUGAAGGAGGAUGUUCUUUUGGCCAAAGAGUCUGGGAACUGGAAGGUGGUCCAAGACUUUUAUGCCACAACUUUUGAAUCCUUUUUGGAGAUUAAUGCAACAUUCAAGAGAGAUCCCAGCAAGGAGUACAAAACUGUAGAGGAACCAGGUCUAAAAUUUGAGUUGGUUCACAUGGUUUAUGAAAUACUUUUGAAAAUGCCACAAGAGAUUCAAAAGGUGGUUCUGAAGUCUGUCAUCAAUAGUCUACUUAAGGACAAGAGGGACCAUGACAGCAGAAUACACUGGCCCCAUACGAAGGAUGACUUGAGAGCUUAUUUAGUACUCCUGCAGAAUCCCCAGUUUGAGAAUUUUUCCACCUAUGUCAUCUUUGCCCACCUUCUGAGACAGAUUGCUGCCUUAACAGAUCACGACCACCAUUUCCUUGUUCACUGGAUGAAAGGGUUGAAGAAACAAGUUUUUCAGAAAAUCAUAAAGAGACUACAGAACUUUAUUUCAAUACGACUGUUCCCCCCGAAACCUCAGGAUCUCCCACCUAUGGCAAAGUGUACCUGGUGGAUUCCUAGUGCUACUAAAGUUCUGGCACUUCUCAAUGCUGCCAACAAUUUGACUAGUCCUACUAUUGUGCAAUAUACAGAGUUUUAUAACCCCACCCUAGACCAUCUAGAUCUGAUGGCAGAGUAUUACACCUGGCAAAACCCAAGCUCCUGUGCAGGAUUCUCUUUCUGCCAAUAUCCAUUUAUUUUGAGCAUCAAUGCAAAACGAACUGUUUUACAGCGAGAUAGUGAGCAACAGAUGAUAAUCAUGGCCAGGAGAAGUCUAGUUGCUAAAGUACAACGAAGGCAGAUGCCAGAUGUUGGAAUGCUGUUUUUGAAUCUUACGGUGAGACGAUCCCAUCUUGUGUCGGACUCACUGAAUGAGAUUGCUCGCAAGCAGCAUGACCUCAAAAAGAAAUUGAAGGUGACCUUUGCGGGGGAGCCUGGUCUGGACAUGGGAGGGUUGACGAAGGAGUGGUUUCUCCUGCUGAUCAGGCAGAUUUUCCACUCGGACUAUGGAAUGUUUACAUAUGACAAAAGAGCAGGUGUUCAUUGGUUCAGUUCUGCACAAUGUGAGAGCUACCAGGAGUUCAACCUAGUCGGAGUGUUAAUGGGCUUGGCCGUGUACAACAGUAUUAUUCUGGACAUUCAUUUUCCUCCCUGUUGCUUUAAGAAGCUUCUAAGUCCUGCAGUUGUGCCUUACAACAACCCACAAGCUAUGGUCGGUGUCUCAACAAUGUCAUUAGAGGACCUCAAAACUGUCCAGGCUGAUGUAGCGUAUGGGCUACAAGACUUACUAGAUUAUGAUGGAGAUGUGGAAGAGGACUUUGGAUUGAGUUUCCAGGUGUCUGUAACAGAGUUUGGUCUUGUAAAAACUAUUGAUCUCAAACCUAAUGGAUCCAACAUUCCUGUUACUACUGAGAACAGAAAAGAAUAUGUUCAUCUCUACGUAGACUGGAUCCUAAAUAAAUCAGUCUAUCACCAAUUUCAAGCAUUCUAUCAUGGAUUUCACAGUGUCUGUGCUUCAAAUGCAUUAAUUAUGUUGCGGCCCCAGGAAGUAGAGAUGUUGGUUUGUGGCAACCCAAUCCUGGACAUGAACGAGUUACGGAAAGUCACCACGUAUGAUGGAUACAGUCCACAGGAUCAAGUUGUUAAAAAUUUUUGGGAAGUUGUUCUUGCACUACCAAACGAUCUCCAGAAGCGUCUUCUGCUGUUUACGACAGGAAGUGAUCGUAUUCCUGUGGGAGGAAUGUCUGAGAUGACAUUCAAGAUUUCCCGUGUUGGAGGAACAGAUCUACUGCCGAUGUCACACACUUGUUUCAACAUGUUGGUUCUACCAGCAUACAAAAGCAAGAAGACAAUGAAACAGAAGCUGAUUCAUGCCAUACAGAAUGCUGAGGGGUUUGGUUUAGAGUGAACUGUUCAGGUCUCUGUAGAGGUUUAUAUUUUUCAUGAACAGAUAUAUAUUAUUUGAGGUUGUAAAUGAUUUGGUGUUCUGUGAUUUCUUGAGAAAAUUUUUGAUUCUAUCUCUGAGUAAGUCAGACUUGUAAUUGAAUGUGCAGGGAAUAUAGUAUGAUUUUAAAGAUUUAUUUGUUUUGAGUUGGUGCUGGCACUGGCAAAAGUUAUUAAUUAAUGUUAGCACUAUGAAGAAAGAUGUUUUAUUGAUGCAGGUUAUCACAUUAGAAUAGGUGUACAUUUGUUUUAAGUUUUAAAAUUGUUGUGUAUUUUGAAUUAUCAUGACAGAAGUUACAGGUGUACAGUGUAUAACAUUGUAUAUCUAUAAUUCUGGGAAUAAGUUGGUUAUAAGGACAACAAAUUAAGUCAAAAAAUGAAAGUUUUAUUGCAGGUACAUUAAGGUAGUCCAAUCCUCAGGUUCUGAAAAUCAGCUUUUAAGUAAUAUUGAAAAUGCUCACAAAAAUGUCUCUGACUUCACAUAGUAACGUGAAUUUACCCAUGGAAUUUCUUUAAAGUUCAUCAUUAUAGUUAAUCAUAUUAUAUAGGGAAAAUUAUCAAAUCUUAAAUAUAUUUUCAGGAAAUGCAAAUAAAAACACCAGCUAUGCAUUUUCUAAUUGAAAAUUGAUCAACAAAUAUAAUUUAGGAUAAAAAAAAAUAUAGGUAUUCAGGCAUUUGGAGAAAAUUGCAUCUUUUUUAUGCUUCUACAGUAUUUUAGUUCUUCAUUUUACUUCAAUUGUCAUAUAAUACAUAGUGUAAAAAGCUUGUGCUAUCAUUGCUAUAGGCAUCACAUAUCACAUCUAAUUUCAUAUCAUGCUAAUAAGCAUUGGUAUCUAAUGCUAUACGAAAGGUAAUUCGAUUUCUCCAAGAAUGAAUUCAUUUUUUUUCCUUUUAUGGGGUGCAAAUGUCAACUUUUUACAAGACAGUUUCUAAGACUUGAAAGAACCUUGAAUCAUAUUAAGAUGCAUAAAAUGAAAAUUGUUGCAUGAAAAGAUCUCAAUUUCAAGCUUCAUUUUGGGACUGUUUGAAUAAAAUAAUAAAUUUAGGAGUUAUCCUUCCUGGCUGAGGAUUGGCUAUUCUUAAUUGUGUAUGCCAGUUUUUAAUUUUUGGCAUGAUAUUUACGAGAUUUAAUGUUCAGGAGCAAUUUCAGCUAUUUCCCAGUCCUUAGACUUUGCAAAGGGAGACAAUCUGUAUAAAGCGCAUUUAAACAGAAUCUGAUUUUUGGGAUGUGUAAAUAAUUGAUUCAAAGUACAUGUACAUGUACUAUCCAUUUUUAUAUUGUUUUUCUGUGAUAGUACAUGUACAAACAAAAAAUGCAGCUGUAUAGAGUUGACUUUUUAAAUAAUCAGUUAUUUUUGUUAUGAAGUUGUUCUAGCUGACAGCUGGCUAGCUUAGUGAACAUUAAUUGUUAUUCAUUUUAAAUACAUGUAUAAGAGCUAGAUUAGAGAUGCACAAUUUACACUAUAGACCUUAACAGUAUUCUAACAGGGUUUUCAUAUAACUUUACUUCAAAGAAAUGCUCCACUUUUUUGAUAACAUCUAUGCAUGGUCAGUAAUUUUUUUUCCGUAAAUCAACAGAAAAAAGCAUCUUGUGAGAUUGACAUUCUUGUUUUACUUUGAUUAGAUUUGUAUCAGCAGAGAUGAAUAUGGCAUAUGUGUACACAAAAACGUGAUGAAACAAUUUUUUGUAGUGUUCAUGAAACUAUAUGAAUAAAAGAUACUUAGAAAUCAGGGACUGAUCCAGGAUUUUCAAAGUUGCCCCCCCCCCCCCCAGUCUGUUUACUUUAAUAUAUAUAUAUAUAUAUGACAGACCAUUUCUUAACUUAAAAUGAGAACUGCAUGGGCGAGUAUUUGUACCGGUACUUCUUGAAUGUUAAAAAUUGCCUUUUUGUUUUUAUAACUGGCAUGUAUAACAAUUUCAAGCUGGUGCCCAGACACAGUUGUAUGAAACAUAUUUAAUUUUCCAUGUGUAAAAACACAUGGCUGUUUAUUUUCAUUGAACAUCCGUCCUGACAUACAUAUAUGUAAAUAACAAAAUGUUACCUUUUAUAAUUUAUGAACAGUACAUACCUGUACCUGAUACUGUGUACGUAAAAUAAUGUGCUUUCUUAGUUAUCUGUGAAAUACUUUUUUCAAUUGUAUAUAUAUUUAAAUUGUCACUAAAAAUGAUUACUUCAGAAAAAAUACAUGUAUCGUACUUUAACUAAGUAUUAAUAUAUUGAAAGGGGAGAUCGAUUGUAUAGUUCCCAUGUGUUUAAAGGACUUGUACAAUGUACAUGUAAAAUUUUGUCUUAAUUCUAUUAUUAUAAAUGCUUCUUUUAUUGUGUGAAUCCAACUAAAAUUUAAGAUCAUCAUGUAGCAUAUAAACAAAAUUAAUGUCAUUAAAUCUUCAAUAUUUUAAUAUUAUGUUAUUUAUCAUGAGAAAAUAUGCAUGCUUGUUGGUCAAAACAAUUUGAGUAAUCACACAACUAAACUUGCCUUUGAAAGUAAUUUAAUUGUUUAACUUUACACUUAUGUUCAUUUUAGUUUGUGUUCAAAGUUUACUUAAAUAAUCACUGUUUCCAUAGAGUUCAUACCGUCAAUUGUUGAAAAAAGCACAUCUAUUUCAAAUAUUAUGUAUAUAUAUAUUUUUUUUUAUUGUGUGAGUGCAUGUAUUGACUAAUAUGACUUUAUUAAUAUCAUUAAUUUUAAAUACACCUUUGAGGUUCAUCAAUUACAUAUGAUUUAGGAACUGUGAUAAAUUUUGUAAAAUUUAGUCAAGAUUUCAGGAUUUUUAUUUUGUGUAUUAUUAUGUAUACAUUUUAAUUAAGUUUUCCCCCAUGCAUAACAGUAGAAUGCUACAGGUAUAAUAACUCAGAUAAUUCAAAUUGUUUGUUCUUAUCAAAGUUUACAGUCUAAGAAAAUGUUGAAAAAAUUAUUAGAGUUUUUAAAGUUUAUGUUAUAAAUUUUAAAGAAAUAUAAUGUGAUACAAUUAUUUGGAUUUAAAUAUUAUUUAAUAUAAAGAGAAGCAUAUACGUUAUAUUUAUUUAUCUAUUUAUUUUGAUUGGUUUUGUUUUUAAUUUAUC
Saccostrea echinata is the source of this 5816-nucleotide messenger RNA. Its product is annotated as probable E3 ubiquitin-protein ligase HECTD2. Lineage: Eukaryota; Metazoa; Mollusca; Bivalvia; Ostreida; Ostreidae. Gene Ontology annotation, biological process: protein polyubiquitination. The record is from RefSeq and is a predicted model, not a curated record. The transcript is spliced from 20 exons. Gene Ontology annotation, molecular function: ubiquitin protein ligase activity. The coding region runs from base 167 to 2716 and encodes 849 amino acids.